Eruca vesicaria subsp. sativa (arugula) is the source of this 4312-nucleotide messenger RNA. The record is from the annotation of a GenBank genome assembly. Lineage: Eukaryota; Viridiplantae; Streptophyta; Magnoliopsida; Brassicales; Brassicaceae.
CUAUCUUGUUCUGAUAAACCUCUCUCGAAAUUCACUGUUCACUCUCAUCGUCAAUUACAGUUCCAAAUUCCGGCGACGCCGAAGGAAUUAAUCAAAAUCAAAUGUCAUCCUUCCGUCAUUAAAUCUCACUUCGAUGGGUUUCAUUCUCACACAGUUCUCUCCGCUAUCUCUCACCCCAGGUCUAGCGUCGUUAAAUCCCAGGUAUCGGGUCAAAACCCGAAAACUCGGGUCUAGAGAAUCCAAUCCAUCUCGUAAAAUCGUUCCCCUUAGAGGCUGUUUAGGUUUCCCCCGCGUACAUAGGAGUUUCGCGAGCUCGAAUCACUCUAAAGACGAAAGCAAAGUUCUUUCAGAGACGAGAGAGAGCGUAAUACAGUUUGUAUCCAAACCAUUAGUUUACGCCUUGUUUUGUAUCGCAAUUGGAUUCUCACCGGUUAAGUCAUUUCAAGGUCAAGCUUUAGCUGUGCCUUAUCUCAGUGAUGUGAUAUGGAAGAGAAAGAAAGAGACUUUGAGAGAGAAAGAGUUGGUUUUGAAGACGAUUGAUCAUGAGUUCUCUGGUUUUACUCAGAGACUGUUGGAGAAGGUUUCGGUUUUGGUCAAGAGUGUUGAGAAGGUGAGGAAGGGAGAUGGAGAUGUUGUUGAAGUGGGGAAGGCUUUGGAUGGGGUGAAAGUGGAGAAGGAGAGGUUGGAGAAGGAGAUAAUGAGUGGGUUGUAUAGUGAUAUGAGGAGGUUUAGGAGAGAGAGAGGUGUGUUGAUGGAACGAGCUGAUGGGAUUGUGGAAGAGGUUUUGAGGUUGAAGAAAAAGAGUGAGAGGCUGUUGGGGAAAGGUGAUAGGGAGAGAGUGGGGAAGUUGGAGGAGAGUGUGGAUGUAAUGGAGAGUGAGUACAAUAAGAUAUGGGAGAGAAUAGAUGAGAUUGAUGAUACUGUUUUGAAGAGAGAGACAACGACUUUGAGUUUUGGGGUUAGGGAGCUUAUUUUCAUUGAAAGAGAGUGUGUGGAGUUGGUUAAGAGCUUCAACCGAGAAAUGAAGCAAAAGAGUUUGGAGAGUAUUCCUGAAAGCUCUGUUACGAAACUCCCAAGAGAUGAGAUUAAGCAGGAGUUACUGAACGCUCAAAGAAAGCAUUUGGAACGAAUGAUUCUGCCUAAUGUUUUGGAACUAGAGGAGGUUGAUCCCUUGUUCGAUCAUGAUUCAGUGGAUUUUUCUCUACGCAUCAAAAAACGCCUUGAGGAAUCGAAAAAGCUGCAGAAAGAUCUUCAGGAUCGUAUCAGAGGACGCAUGAAAAAGUUUGGUGAAGAAAAGCGUUUUGUGCUAAAAACUCCAGAAGAUGAAGUUGUCAAGGGAUUUCCUGAAGCUGAGGUGAAAUGGAUGUUUGGAGAGAAGGAGGUGGUUGUUCCGAAAGCUAUCCAGCUCCAUCUACGCCAUGGUUGGAAAAAGUGGCAGGACGAAGCAAAGGCAGAUUUGAAACAGAGACUUUUAGAAGAUGUUGAUUUUGGUAAACAAUAUAUUGCGCAGAGACAGGAACAAGUUCUCCUGGAUCGAGAUAGAGUUGUUUCAAAGACUUGGUAUAAUGAAGACAAAGAUAGGUGGGAGAUGGACCAUAUGGCUGUUCCAUAUGCAGUUUCAAGGAAGCUGAUUGACAGUGCCAGGAUUAGGCAUGAUUAUGGUGCGAUGUAUGUUGCACUGAAAGGAGAUGACAAGGAGUACUACGUUGACCUAAAGGAAUAUGAGAUGCAGUUUGAGAAAUUUGGAGGGUUUGAUACUCUGUACCUCAAAAUGCUUGCUUCUGGAAUCCCAACAACUGUUCAUCUGAUGUGGAUACCCAUGUCAGAGCUAAGUCUCCAUCAACAGUUUCUGUUGUUUACAAGGGUAGUUUCUCGAGCCUUUACUGCAUUGAGGAAGACUUCGCUUGUAUCACAGGCAAAAGACAUUUUACUGGAGAGAAUAAGAAAUAUAAACGAUGACAUUAUGAUGGCGAUCGUUUUUCCAGUUCUUGAAUUUAUCAUUCCUUACCAGCUAAGGCUGCGUCUGGGAAUGGCUUGGCCGGAAGAAAUAGAACAGUCUGUUGGCACGACAUGGUACUUACAAUGGCAGUCUGAGGCAGAGAUGAACUUCAGGUCCCGCAAUACAGAAGAUUUUAAGUGGUUCGUCUGGUUUCUAAUUCGAAGUUUCGUGUACGGGUAUGUUGUGUAUCAUGUUUUCCGCUAUCUGAAAAGAAAGAUUCCAAGAGUUCUUGGCUAUGGACCCUUCCGUCGAGAUCCGAAUGUGCGGAAAUUUUGGAGAGUGAAAUCAUAUUUUACUUUUAGAAAAAGGAGAAUUAAGCAAAAGAGAAGGGCUGGAGUCGACCCUAUAAAAACUGCAUUCGACAGAAUGAAGAGAGUGAAAAACCCACCAAUCCCGUUAAAAAACUUUGCUAGCAUUGAGUCUAUGAGAGAAGAAAUCAACGAGGUUGUGGCGUUUUUACAGAAUCCGAAGGCAUUUCAGGAGAUGGGUGCCCGUGCACCACGGGGAGUUCUUAUUGUUGGUGAGAGAGGAACGGGAAAAACGUCACUGGCGCUAGCUAUAGCAGCCGAAGCAAGAGUGCCUGUUGUUAAUGUUGAAGCUCAAGAGUUGGAGGCUGGACUAUGGGUUGGCCAAAGUGCCGCGAAUGUCAGGGAACUCUUUCAAACUGCAAGAGACUUGGCACCUGUUAUCAUAUUUGUGGAGGAUUUUGACCUCUUUGCUGGUGUACGUGGGAAGCUCAUACAUACUAAACAGCAAGAUCAUGAAUCUUUCAUUAAUCAGCUUCUUGUUGAACUUGAUGGAUUUGAGAAGCAGGAUGGCGUAGUUUUGAUGGCUACUACCCGAAAUCAUAAGCAGAUUGAUGAAGCGUUAAGAAGGCCGGGUCGUAUGGAUAGAAUAUUCCAUCUUCAGAGUCCAACUGAAAUGGAAAGGGAGCGGAUUCUACAAAAUGCUGCAGAAGAAACCAUGGACAGAGAACUCAUUGAUCUGGUGGAUUGGCGUAAGGUUUCGGAGAAGACAUCUCUAUUACGACCGAUAGAACUGAAACUUGUUCCAAUGGCUCUCGAAAGUAGUGCCUUCAGGAGCAAAUUUCUGGACACAGAUGAACUUCUGAGCUACGUUAGCUGGUUUGCGACGUUUAGCCAUAUAGUGCCCCGAUGGUUGCGGAAAACCAAAGUUGCCAAUAAAAUGGGCAAAAUGCUUGUUAAUCAUCUUGGGCUCAACUUAACCAAAGAAGAUUUGGAGAAUGUGGUUGAUCUGAUGGAACCAUAUGGACAGAUAAGCAAUGGAAUAGAACUUUUGAAUCCACCUGUUGAUUGGACGAGAGAGACAAAGUUCCCACACGCCGUCUGGGCUGCUGGUCGUGCUCUGAUCGCACUUCUAAUACCAAACUUCGAUGUUGUAGAUAAUCUGUGGCUUGAGCCUACUUCCUGGGAAGGAAUCGGGUGCACAAAGAUCACCAAAGUCACAACUGGUGGCUCUGCAAGUGGGAAUACGGAAUCAAGAUCAUAUCUUGAGAAGAAGCUCGUUUUCUGCUUUGGAUCUCACAUUGCAUCUCAAAUGCUUCUUCCUCCUGGAGAAGAAAAUUUUCUUUCGUCCUCAGAAAUAACACAAGCGCAAGAGAUUGCAACACGCAUGGUGCUACAGUAUGGCUGGGGACCCGAUGACAGUCCUGCAGUCUACUAUGCCACUAACGCGGUAUCAGCUUUGAGUAUGGGAAACCAUCACGAAUACGAAAUGGCCGGUAAAGUCGAAAAGAUUUAUGACUUAGCGUACGAAAAGGCAAAGGAAAUGCUCCUCAGAAAUCGCCGUGUCCUUGAGAAAAUCACUGACGAGCUCCUCGAAUUUGAGAUAUUGACCCAUAAGGAUCUAGAAAGACUUGUUAGUGAGAAUGGAGGGAUACGGGAGAAGGAACCUUUCUUUCUCUCCGGAACCAAUUACAACGAGCCAUUGUCAAGGAGCUUCCUUGAUGCCGGAGAUUCGUCAGAAACUGUGCUUCUUAGUUCACCAACCUAAAGACCAUUGGAGACAAUAGUUUGAUGAUAGAUUUUUCUCUGCAGUAAAUUUGUUGUGGAUUGUAAGUGUUGUUCUUUUCUUGACCAGAUGAGCCACUUGAGACUAGUUUAGUCUGAGAGUUGAUAAUUCAUUUUUGAAACUGAAAGUUUUCUUGUCCUGAUCUCUUAUUAUUCUUGGGACAUGUCUGUUAUUGUUCUUACUGCUUGCCAGUGUAACAAUAUAGUUAUCACUGCUUCCAAACACUGUAAAUCCAAAUCAGAGAUGAAGCUGUCUGGUCCUCUGAAUCGAUGUCGUUCUAAG